Molecule: messenger RNA, 978 nt
Organism: Microsporum canis CBS 113480
Lineage: Eukaryota; Fungi; Ascomycota; Eurotiomycetes; Onygenales; Arthrodermataceae
Product: carnitine/acyl carnitine carrier
Exons: 5
Coding region: 1-978 (325 amino acids)
Biological process (GO): carnitine transmembrane transport; mitochondrial transport
Cellular component (GO): mitochondrial envelope
Molecular function (GO): O-acyl-L-carnitine transmembrane transporter activity
Source: RefSeq, a predicted model, not a curated record
AUGGCAUCCAAAGUCCCCGCGGCACCUGUUCCGGCACAACAGGAAGAAAAGGCCGCUUCAAGUACGGUUAACAAUACACUUGCGCAAGUCCGGUCUUUUGUGGCAGGCGGUGUGGGUGGUAUUUGUGCUGUAGUGGUUGGCCACCCGUUUGAUCUGGUCAAAGUACGACUCCAGACUGCGGAGCGAGGUGCGUACACCGGUGCCAUCGAUGUGGUUAAAAAGACCAUAGCCCGAGAGGGUAUGGCAAGGGGGUUGUACGCUGGUGUCUCUGCUCCGCUCGUUGGAGUUACUCCAAUGUUUGCCGUUAGCUUUUGGGGCUAUGACUUGGGGAAAACGCUUGUCCGCAGCCUGUCCGAGGUCCCUGUUCACAACAACACUCCGCAGUUCUCUAUUGCUCAGAUAUCUGCCGCUGGCUUCUUCUCCGCGAUUCCUAUGACUUUAAUCACUGCACCAUUUGAAAGAGUGAAGGUGUUGCUUCAAAUUCAGGGACAGCAUCCACCACCGCCUGGUCAGAAACCGAAAUAUAGUGGCGGACUUGAUGUUGUUCGACAACUAUACAAAGAGGGUGGAAUCCGCAGUGUCUUCCGCGGGAGCGCCAUGACCCUUGCCCGUGACGGCCCCGGAUCUGCCGCCUACUUUGCUAUGUAUGAGUAUGUAAAGCGAAACUUAACACCCAAGGACGCGGACGGUAAUGUGACAGGAGAGCUAUCUCUACCCGCCAUUCUGACCGCAGGAGGAGCUGCUGGAAUAGCUAUGUGGAUACCCGUUUUCCCUGUUGAUACUAUCAAGUCACGGCUGCAGAGUGCGCCCGGAAAACCGACUAUUGGAGGUACCAUUAGAAGCAUCUAUGCAAGUGGUGGAUAUAAAGCUUUUUUCCCAGGCUUCGGCCCUGCUCUUGCAAGAGCAGUCCCUGCUAACGCAGCCACCUUUCUCGGUGUUGAAUUAGCUCAUAAGGCCAUGACUAAGAUGUUUGAUUAA